This is a messenger RNA of Drosophila bipectinata, 1891 nucleotides long. RefSeq names its product lethal (1) G0469. Lineage: Eukaryota; Metazoa; Arthropoda; Insecta; Diptera; Drosophilidae. The record is from RefSeq and is a predicted model, not a curated record.
UACAUAUUCCAAUUGGCUUUCGAGUCUCAGGCAGAGCAGAAGCACCAGAAAGCGAGCGGAUAACCGAAAGAAGCCCAAGCACAAACCUUAACCGAAAACCGUAAAAAGCACGAAAAACACGAAACGCAACGCAGAAAACCAGCCGUGCUUCGUGAAAUAUAACCAGCAGCCCACAAACCGAAAAAAAACUAAAAACACAGCGACAGAAAGACAGAAAAACACAAAUCCAAACCGAAACUCAAACGGAGCGUAGUAAAUAGAGCGACUUGGAUCAGAAAAAUCAGUACUAAAAAAAAAUAAUAGAAAACAAAAAUAUAUAUAGGAAUAUACGAAAGAAUAAAAGUAGGAGCAUAUAGAGACGCGAACCAGAACAUCAGUCAGUCUUUCGUGGGCCGGAAAACGCGCGGAAAACUUAGUGAUAAGCGCCCGAUUGCAGUUCCAUAAGUUAUUAUAUUUUAUUUUUGUUCGAGUGAAAGUUGUUUCCUGGGGCCCGGGCAUGAACCGCUCGAAUAGCUUUGUCAGCUCCCUGAAGUGGUGGCCCCUGCAGGGCCACAACAACCAGCCAGCCAACAACCAGGCAGCUCCACCUAGCGGCGGCUACUCCCAGUCGGCACCCAGCUCGCCCACCUCCAACUGGCCGCCACCGCUGCAACAGCAGCAGAACCCGCUAGCACUGCGCCACCAUCAUCUGCCCCAGCACAAGUCCUCCGCCGGCGGGGGCAUUGUGGGAGCCACCUUCGGCAGCAGCGUCGCUGUCCAGAAGCUGCGCGAAUCCAAGUGGUUCAAGCCCGAGGAGCAGCGCAUCUUCUGCGCCGUCGUCGAGUGCGGCUUCAUAGUUGAGAUACGCAGCAGCGCCGCAGCCGAGGCGGCAGCAGCUGCCACAGCCGCGGCCGCAGCGGCAGCUGCCUCGACCGACCUGGAUGAGGAGGACGAGGACGCACUCGACUCGCUCGACGGCCCGCCGUCAAAGCUGGCGUUGACGCUGGCGCCGGCGCUGGUGAUUCCGCGCAACGGAAGCAGCUUCCUGGAGACGCAGGACGAAAACGAGACGCCGGUGGCCUCCUGGUACGGCAUCGUCCUCUGCAAGGUGGCCAAAGACAAUAAACCCAAACCCGAUACCAUUGAGAUAUUUUCUGUGAAAAUACGUGAGAAUGGCACAUACAAGCUGAUCAAGAUGGCAUUGGCCGACAUUUGGAGUCACGGCUGGGAGUUGAGGAUCAAUAAUUUUGCCGACAAGGAGAAGGUUCCACACAACGAAAAGGAUAUACGCAAUCAGGUUUCGGUGGCCAGGAAGGCUAAACAGAGCCUGUGGAACAACAACAAGCACUUCGUGUACUGGUGCCGCUACGGAAGUCGUCAGCAGGAUCUGCGCAAGCGACAGAUGUCGGAGUGCGUUAAAUGGGGCAGCGUCGGCAUGAACGCGGGCAUGUUGCUGGUGCUCAAUAAUAGACAAAAAAGCUAUUCCCACUCAAAGUAAAUAGUAUUCGUAUCGAUUUUAAUUCUAUAAAUCACAACUCAAGAAACUUAAACCAAAAAUAAUGAUCCCACAAGUUCAAUCCCUCUUUCUGAAGGCGUUCUAACAUCCUUUACACAUGAAAAAAAAAACAACCAAGUAUUAAAAAAACAGAAGUUAAUUUAAUAAAAACAACUAAGCGAGCGGCAGUAUUAAAAAAAAAACAAACAUUAAAAACAAAGAAAUCAUUUUGAAAAAAAAGGAUUAGAUAACAACAAACACCCACACUCUACACUCCUGCCCAUGAUUGUAAAGCUGUUGCAACUCGAUCUACAAUUUAUAUGUGAAACAAAAAUCAAAUUAAAUACUUUUGUAUUUACACAGAAAGAGAGAGAGAGAGACACACAAACACUGUGAAAUUCGAAAAGACUUAUUAAA